AACCCUCUCCUGGUCGUAACCGGAGACGGCUGUAGCGGAGACUGUUGUGAGUGCUGCUGCAGAAGCCGGGUAGCCCUUCGCGUCUUCAUCUCCUCGGCUUCCUGGAGUCGCGACUGCCUCCGCUGCCGAGACCUAAGGUAUGUGACGCAUUCCCAGACCCUCCAGCCAACUCAGCAUCAGCUACUUCUCUGACUGGGUCCAGAUUAAGGUCUUCCCAAGACAGACUUCAUUGGAUCCACGCUCACGAGGACUCUGCCAGGUUUUCCUGCCUCCUCUACAGCGCUGUAAAGUGUGAAGGCCUUGAGACUUGGGUACGCAUAUUACCACCUCAAGAGUGCCAGCACCAGGUAGUAGAGCAAGCCACGUGUCUCUGUGUGACGCCACCACCAGCUGAUAAAGCACAAGAAAAAAUAACUGACACCAGAGCCCUCUCUUUUCUUGUGAAGCUGGGAUUCGAAGGAGCCGAUCUGAGAUCUGUGCUGCUAGUGACUGAUAACGUCAUAGACUGCAUCGGUCUGAGUUCAGAGACUGAGCUGCGACUGAGUGAAAAACAGACAACGAAGUCUUGAAGAAUUGCACUGAGGUGCAAGCUGCAUUGAACCCUCUGCACGUAAUGCUGGUUGAACUGACAGAUUGCUGAACCAAACCUGUAACGGGACUGGUUAUUUGGGUGUCUCUCACUGUCAUUUUGCCUCUUGCUGUUACAUUGCUCCUUGUGUUAUCUUUCAAAGUCCAGAUGUUCUCCGAUAACUCACAUUGCCCUGACUGUGGGCAGCAGUGGUUCCCUAGUUUAGAACUAGGCCAUUGGUUGUACCAAACCGAACUUGUUGAGAAUGAAUGCUACCAAGUAUUCCUAGACCGUAUUAACAGGGCUGAUUAUUGCCCAGAAUGCUAUCCUGAUAAUCCUGCUAAUAGAAGCCUUGUUCUUCCUUGGUCUUUCCCACUAGAGUGGGCACCCCAAAAUCUCACCAGGUGGACCUUUGAAAAAGCUUGCCAUCCAUUUCUUCUGGGUCCUCCCCUGGUUAGAAAAAGGAUACAUGACUCCAGAGUAGCUGGUUUUAACCCUGCGUUACAGUUAAUCUUGACCAGAACAGAUAAAACCUUAAACAAAAAACUUGGCCAAAAUAAAUAACUUCUAUAAUGGUAAAAAUCAUGGAGACUGUAAAGGGUUUUGUGCUAGUAGCCCAAGGAAGAUGGAAAUACAAUUCAUUUCUUUUUUUCUUUCUUUCUUUUGUGGUGCUGGGGAUCAAACCUGGAGUCACACAUGCUAGGCAAGCACUAUGCCACUGAGCUACAUCCCCAGCCUCAUUUCUGAAUCUACUUUGGGGAACUGCUUAAAUUAUUGGGUCUGCUUCUGUGGCCUAAGCAUAUUUUGUUUAGCUUGACUUUAGUAUUCUAACCAGAUGGUCUAUCUAGAACUAGACUAAUCCAUAUAAACAAUGUUUUGAAACUAACUUGCCCUUCCUAAAAAGUUAUAUAGCCUAAUUAUUGACACACAAGGUAUUCCUACAGGGGAGACCCCAUCCUAUGUGCUCCAUAAUUGCAUUUCUAACAGUAACUUUUGUGGGAAAGCAUCCUCAUUGUAGCUGGAUUCUAGAUUCUUCCAAUAAACUUUAAUAAGAAACUAUAUUGUUCUAAAUUGCCCCUCUUCUACAUCUAUCACUGAUAAUGCGAUAUGUAUGAGUGUGUGUGUGCAUAUAUGUAUAGAAUUGAUGCAUAUGUAACUACUUACUCCUCUUGCUCUGUUUGGCCCAUCCUCAGUGUGCUGUCUAAUGUUAGUAACUGGUCACUGUCCGAGAAAUUACAUUCUGUUAGGCAACACAUACAUAGUUUACACAAAAAUAUGUAAAAAUGCUGCCUGUUUACAUUUUUAACUUGGCUCUGCAUAACCAAAGACUACCCUGUCUUUGUAGUGAUUGAAACUAAAAUGUCUUCUCUUAGAAAUGGAAAAGUACCUGUAUUGUGAGGUUUAUGGCAAAAGGAAUUACCAAGCUUGACUUUAUAUGAAUUAUGAAUGGUCUAGUGAAAGCAUCUUUCUUAGAACUAAGAAAGUCUUGCUGGCCACCUUCUGGCCUUCUCUUAUGAAAAUCAUGGAACAGAGUUGGAGUUAGGAAACUUGGGGAAAAGCUGUUGAAACCAUCUCAGAGGCCACUGAACAAUUUUCAGAUUAAGAUGUUAGUAAUCCAGUGCUUGUGUAGCAGCUCAACUUCAUUACUGAGGAUCCAGACUCCUCCUGGCCUUGCCUGCUAGGAUCCUGCUGUUUGAUUUCUAUCUUCAUGGUUGUUUCCUUAAUGAGCGUAGUAUGGUUUGUUGUUGCUCCAGACAUUUUAAUCCCAUCAGCAACUGGAAGCCAGGAGCAAAAGGUUUUCUUCAAGACUGUCUUGUUUGGGAGUAAAAUCUCACCCCCCCCCAGAUUCCUAGAAGAUUCCUUCUUACAUCCCACUGCAAGGUUUACAGGGAGCCUGGGGAAACCUGGCGAAGGGAAGUGGGGUUGGCAUUGCCUGGGUGGGGUAUAUCACCUCUGCUGAUAAAAUCAAGAUUCUUUUAGGAAGUAAGAAGUGGGGAUGAAUGGCUGUUGACACAACAAAUCAUACUUGCUGCAUGUUGUGAAACCUAUUUAUUAGUCUGUGUGAAGAAUGUAUCCCAGAGACCCACCCCUGUGUUCUGCCUUAUGUCUAUCAUGAUGAUUCUCUCCAGUUAUAUUGCUGAAUAAACUUUGUGGACUGCUAAAUGGAGUGAAGACCAGUUAGUUUGUCAUUAACCUGUGAUUCAGAACUCUCAUUUUUUAGAUAGAACUUUAGAAAAGUUGACUUUGAGACAGUGCUUUUGAGGAUAGUAUUAUGAUAAUAUUGUUGCACCUGCAUUUUUUCCAAUUAUUAGAGAAUGGUUAUGCUCCAGGGAUACAUGCUAGGAAACAUUCUACAUAUGUGAAUUUUAAAUAACAGCAAAAUGGAGAAAAGAUCUUUAUUUUUGUUUUAACCAACUUUAAAUAGUAAAGUCAAAGUAAAAGAAUUUAUACUAUUGAUUUCUCAAAUCAACACCUAAGCAAUACCUGACAGAACUUGUUCCAAAAAAUGCAAAUUUUUUGGCUCACUUAGUUGCUUGCAGGGCCUGGGAAUUUGCAUAUUAUAAAUAGCACCUCAGGAGAGUCAUGCUGGUGCUGUAGGGACUAUAGUUUGAGAAACACUGCAGCAGCACCUCCAUGGUAUUUACUUGGCUGGCUUAAAAGGAUGGAACUGUAUGAGGACUCCUAACACUGAAAGGUGGUGAUAGAGGUUGGGUGUUCCUAGUCUUGUCAGUGCUCAAAAACUUUGAAUUCUGGAGCAGUUUGAAUUUUUGGAUUAAGGAUACUUGAUCAAACCAGGCCUGGUAGCACACCAUGCCUGUAAUCCCAGCAGCUGAAGAGGCUGAGGUAGGAGAAGCAGAAGUUUGAGGCCCUAAAACAACUUAGUGAGACUCCUCAAAAUCAAAAAGAAAAAAGGCUGGGGGUGUGGCUCCGGGGUAAAGCACCAGGGGCUCAAUCCCCAGUACAAAAAAAAAAAAAAAAGAUACUUGACCCAUAAAGUCUAUGCACACAUUCCAAAAGCCUGAAAA
Molecule: messenger RNA, 3594 nt
Organism: Sciurus carolinensis (gray squirrel)
Lineage: Eukaryota; Metazoa; Chordata; Mammalia; Rodentia; Sciuridae
Product: torsin-1A-interacting protein 2
Exons: 2
Coding region: 737-1132 (131 amino acids)
Source: RefSeq, a predicted model, not a curated record